This is a messenger RNA of Dermacentor silvarum, 1242 nucleotides long. RefSeq lists its product as uncharacterized. The coding region runs from base 31 to 1242 and encodes 403 amino acids. The transcript has a single exon. The record is from RefSeq and is a predicted model, not a curated record. NCBI's taxonomy places the organism in Eukaryota, Metazoa, Arthropoda, Arachnida, Ixodida, Ixodidae. Gene Ontology annotation, molecular function: zinc ion binding; nucleic acid binding.
CAGGCAACAGUUACCAGCGACGGCACAACCAUGACCAGCUCGGUGGUAUCGUCGCCGCUCAUCGUGUACCCACCACGUACACCUGAGUCCUUCCAUGGCGAUGCGUUCGAAGAUGUGGAAGAUUGGUUAGAACAUUUCGAGCGAGUCGCAGAUUUCAAUGAAUGGGACGAGGCACAGAAGCUUCGCAACGUGUACUUCGCGUUAGAAGAGUCAGCGAGGACAUGGUACGUGAACCAUGAAGCAGCGUUGUCUUCAUGGCAAGAAUUUCGCCGACAGUUGCUUGCCACAUAUGCCAGCACCGAUCGGCGAGAAAAGGCAGAGAACGCCCUACAAGCCAGAAACCAGCGCACUAACGAAAGUGUCGGCAUGUACAUCCAGGACAUGUCCCGCCUCUUCAAGAGCGCGGACCCAAACAUGACCGAAAAUAAGAAACUACGCCAUCUGAUGCGUGGCGUAAUGGAAGAGCUGUUUGCAGGACUCGUUCGCAACCCACCACGCAGUGUUGCUGAGUUUCGCACCGAGGCGACGACCAUAGAAAAGGCGCUGCAGCAGCGUGCCCAUCACUACAAUCGUGAUGUCAGCAGUGCACCAGCCGACCUCCUGUCAGCAAGCCCAGGCAGCAACACCGAAGAGCUAGUAGAACUGGCGCGUUCUAUCGUAAAGGAAGAGCUUCGAAAGCUGCAGUCAUCGCAAGCCAUGCCGACAGUUUCAACUCUCGCCGCCGUCAUUUGCGAUGAAGUUCGGCAUGCCAUUCUGCAGCCAGGAUUUGAGGUACCGCCUGUGCAUCUCGAACAAAUGCCACCGGUACGUCGCAUGCCGACGUACGCUGAUGUGUUAUGCCAGCCAUCCGUGCAUAAUGCUCCAUUCGCAGCUCCCAGCAGCCGCCAGCCGACUCCGCGCAGUGAACCCCUUCUGGCAGAGCUGAGGCCACGAAAAAGCGACGUGUGGCGUGUACCCGACCGGACGCCAUUCUGUUUCCACUGCGGAGAAGCUGGACACCUUUACAGAAUGUGCCCAUAUCGCAGGGCAGGUCUUCGCGGCUUUACGCUGAAUGCAACUUGCCCCCGUAAUGGUGAAAGACCCGUGGAAAUGCAGGACUACUUGUCCAGACAACAGGACUCGGCGGCUCGAUACCAACACCAGCCGCGAUCACCAGCGUCUACACGCUUCCGGUCACCUAGCCCACGGCCGUCCUCGAGUUCACCAGGACGUCGUUCACUGAGCCCACGACAGGAAAACUAA